AUGUCGGAACAACGCGACAUCACUUCCGUGUAUGGCCGCCGCGAUAGUGAUCCUGACCCACAACGGAACGCGCCCUCGGAGACAGCAAGGCGGACAGAUGGUGGAGUUGAGUACGACCUUCCAACCGAACGCGAACUACAGCUGUUCAGCGUGCGAGUAGAGACGGAGCCCAAUGUCUUCAAGCCCAUUGGUCCGGUGAAGGGUCUGAAGGUACCAAUAGCCAACUGCCUGCCGCCAUCUGGACCGUACUACGACGAGUAUACCCUCGGAAGCCAUUUCGGCGAAGCCGUGUUCGACGUGCACGCCAACGGCGAGAUACGCGUGUGCAUUGUUUGUUGGGAGGCCAAACAUGAAGAUACCCACAAGAAGUGUAGGAAGAAGUGUCGGGUUUGCAAGAAGAAUGACCAUCCCGGGCAGACUUGUGGUCAAAUAUACGCGACGCUGGCGUGGUGGAGGGCUCGGGGCUAUAAUGUGGUCAAGACAAUGCGCGUGCGUCCCAGCGUCAGGGAGCUGGUAUACCUUGUCGCCGCCGGCGUCGUGCACAGCUUCAAAAAGCUCACAGACCCUGUUGUCCUGAAGGACAAUCAUCCGCUCGUGCGAGAGCUUUACCGAACGACCUCGAUGCCCCAACAUUCGCCGGCGAGAAUUGUUUGGCCCAAGCCGAAAGCGCUUCAGAAGCGGUCAAAGUCAAGCGUUGCCAAGCAGCAUGUCAGUCAAGCCGCAGAAGGUGCUGGGCGUUCGAAGUUGGAGUCCACCCACAGCGUAGACCCCACUCGCGAUCCCCGCCUUUUGGCUCGACGCGUGGCGGUGGAAGAGGAGGAGGUAUUCGGUGGUGAAAUCGCUUCCAUCGCCGACCAACCAGUCACACAUGAGUUUGUCGAUGGCACUGCAGAAGCGAGCACCUCUGUCCAGGAGUUCGCGCAUGAAUCUGAGCAGAUCCGCUUCUUACAAGCCGAGAAUAGGCGCUUAGCUGAAGCUCUCGAGCAAGCUCGCAUUGAGCUGAUUGCGAAAGAUGCUCGGAUUGCGGAGUUGAUUGGUGGCGGCGGUUCCACGGGCGCGAAGCGGCCCAGGACCUGA
This is a messenger RNA of Alternaria viburni, 1077 nucleotides long. RefSeq lists its product as uncharacterized. The record is from RefSeq and is a predicted model, not a curated record. Bases 1 to 1077 code for a protein of 358 amino acids. NCBI's taxonomy places the organism in Eukaryota, Fungi, Ascomycota, Dothideomycetes, Pleosporales, Pleosporaceae. The transcript has 2 exons.